Malurus melanocephalus (red-backed fairy wren) is the source of this 931-nucleotide messenger RNA. Its product is annotated as methanethiol oxidase-like. NCBI's taxonomy places the organism in Eukaryota, Metazoa, Chordata, Aves, Passeriformes, Maluridae. The annotation marks the transcript as partial. The record is from RefSeq and is a predicted model, not a curated record. The transcript has 4 exons. Gene Ontology annotation, molecular function: selenium binding.
UGGGAGGAUUUUUGGGAAUUUUGGGAGGAUAAUUCCCAAAAUUUCUUCUUGCAGGAAGGCAAAUGGGCAGCAGAGAAGGUGAUUGAAGUUCCCUCCAAGAAAGUCCAAGGAUGGCUCCUCCCAGAUAUGCCAGGGCUCAUCACAGACAUCCUGAUCUCCCUGGACGACAGAUUCCUGUAUUUCAGCAAUUGGAUCCACGGGGACGUGCGGCAGUACGACAUCUCCGACCCCAAAAACCCCAAACUGGUGGGGCAGGUUUUUUUGGGAGGCAGCAUCUGCAAAGGGGGACCCGUGACGGUGCUGGAAGAUCGGGAAUUGCGGGAUCAGCCGGAGCCUUGCGUGGUCCAGGUGACUUUUCCCAAAUUUUCUUCCCGAAUUUUCCCCCCCUUUUUCCCAAUCCCAACCCCUUUUCCUGACCCUUUUUCCCGUCCCAUUUCCAGGGAGGGCUCGGUGCUGCUCCAGCUCGACGUGGACACGGCCAGGGGGGGAUUGGCCGUGAAUCCCAAAUUCCUGGUGGAUUUUGGGAAGGAGCCCCUGGGACCCUGCCUGGCCCACGAGAUGCGGUACCCGGGGGGCGACUGCACCUCCGACAUCUGGCUGUGAUUUGGGAAUUUGGGAAUUUGGGAUUGGGAAUUUGGGAUUUGGGAAUUUGGGAAUGGGGGACUGCACCUCCGACAUCUGGCUGUGAUUUGGGAAUUUGGGAUUGGGAAUUUGGGAUUGGGAAUUUGGGAUUGGGGAAUGGGGAUUCCACCUCCGACAUCUGGCUGUGAUUGGGAUUUGGGAUUGGGAAUUUGGGAUUGGGGAAUGCACCUCUGACAUCUGGGUGUGAUUGGGAUUGGGAAUUUGGGAUUGGGAAUUUGGGAAUGGACGACUGCACCUCCGACAUCUGGCUGUGAUUUGGGAUUGGGAAUUUGGGAUUGGGAAUUUGGGA